Molecule: messenger RNA, 2979 nt
Organism: Adineta steineri
Lineage: Eukaryota; Metazoa; Rotifera; Eurotatoria; Adinetida; Adinetidae
Source: the annotation of a GenBank genome assembly
AUGCCAUUCGAUAGCGAUAUGUUAAAAGAAAAAUUAAUUGAAGCUUGGAAACUACGUUCUAAUGUAACUAGUUUUUCCGCUUCACUUUCAUCAUUAAUUACACAAUGUCGAUCAGAAGAAGAAUUUCGAACAUUAUUUACAACACAAAUUCUUGCACAUAUUGAUUCAGCAAUAUCUUCUGAUCUUCUUCAAUCCUAUUUUAAAUUUCAUACAAGAUGUGGUUAUGUUAAUGAAUCAUUAAUUAUUGAACAUCUUCUUUCUUUAACACCAACAUCAUCAAUAGGAACAGAUGAUAUACAAAUUAAAUUUCUAAUUGAGUUACUAUAUGAAACUCUUAAAACAAUGCAUAUCAUUGCUGAUCAAGGAGUUCGUCUUGGAAAACAAUUAAAUUUACUUGCUAAAUGGCUUUGUUCAGCAUUAUGUGUUUAUUCUGAUGUAUCAGAUAUAAAUGACGAAGUGGAUAGUAAAAGAAAAGAAAUGCUUACAUUAAUUUCCAAUUUCUUUCUUUUAUUAUUUACAAAUACAAGUUAUUAUUGUCUUUGGUUAAUGACAAUUAAAGGACAAAGAGAACAAUUAGAAUGGAAACAAAUUCAAGAAAAAUUAAAACAAAUCUCAAUGAAAAUGCCAAUUGAAGAAACUAAUAGACCAGAUGUUUAUGAACAAGUUAUUUUUAAAAUAGCUCGUCUUCAUUUAUCUGAAGAAUUUCAUCAAGAAGAUAUUGAAUUUAAUGUUUCAAUUUUUAAUCCACUUGUUUCUCUACUUGUUAUUAAUCAACUUCAUAAAUCAUCAUCGAUUCUUUUAUUAAUUCUUCGUUUCUAUGAACAUGUUUCUUGUACAACAAAUCCAUCGUUAAUAUAUCUUCGUUUUCUUCAAGCAUCAUUUGGUGGUUAUGUUUCAUCAGUAUCAACAAAUAAUAGUGAAUAUCAACAACGUUGGUCAGCAUAUAUUUAUUUUCAAUUACCACGUAUAUUAGCAUCAUGUCUUGAAACACAAUUUGAUGCUGUUAAACAAUCUAUCGAAACAUUUUUAUUACACAAUGAAUAUAUACUUAAUCGAAUGGAUGAAUUAUGUUUAGAAAAUGUAAUGGAACAAGUUUUUCAAACAACAUUAAACUAUACAAAUAAUGAUAUUCGAAUAGCAAAUGAAGAUAAAAUUAAUAAAUUAAUUUUUUAUAUUCAACAAAUUCGUCAACCAUACAAUCAACAAAUUCAAAAAUAUUAUCAAAAUCAUCAAACACAUUCCUAUUCAUUUCAAGUUCUUACUUUACAACGUUCCUUAGAAAAUACUUUACAUCAAAUAUUUUCAACACCAAAUGAAGAACAAAAUCUUGAAGUAUUAAUUAGCAAUUUAACUGAUUUUAUUCCAUUAAUAUGUGCACUUGAUCAAUAUUAUGAAUUUAUUCGUUUACUUUUAUCAUAUACUCAAAUACGAUUUGAUCUUGCUCUAUGUUUACUUUGUUAUGUAACAUCAAUUACAGAUGAUACAUCAGAAGAUUUUGGUCACAUAGAAAUCAAUUGUGAUUCAUCAUCAUCCAUAUCUUUUGUUUAUAUAUGGUUAAAAAAAUAUUGGUUAUCACGUUAUAUUGGUCAUGCAUUAUUUGCAUCAUCAUUAUAUUCAAGUGAUUUUCUUUCAAUAACAAAUAAUUCAGUAAAUGAAAUAUCUGUCACAGAAAAAGAAGAAUUUCUAAUGGAUAUUAAAUGUUUUAAUGCUGAAAAUAUUCAAAUAAAAUAUUCAAAUAUUGAAUAUUUAUCAAAAACAAUUUAUUUCUUAGAAGAACUUCAAUCAUUAUCAUUAGAAGAAACAAAACAAACUGUUUUACAAUUAAUUAAUUAUUUAACUCAUGUUUCAUAUGGAACACUUGUACAUAUACUUCUUUGGCUUAUAGCUAAUCAUCAAAUAGCUAAUGAUGAUGAAAGACCAUGGAUACAAAAUACUAUUCAUACAAUGGGUGCAACAACGGAUUCCACUUCGACAUUAUCUUCAUUAUUCGAUGCUAUAAAACGUCAAUUAUGGACAGAUUUUAUUGAUAAUUCAUUGUUACCAUAUUAUUCCAUAAUUCCAUCAGUAUUAUCAACAUCAGUUGUUAAUCAUUUAUCUACUUCAUCAAUUCAAACAUCAACAUGGCUUAUUCAAUCAUUAUUUGAUACAUAUUUAACAAGUGAAUUUCUUAAUUCUGAACAAUCACGUGCAUUAUAUAUUUGUUCAAAAUAUGUUCCAUUAAAUUUCAUAAUUAUUCGUUUAUUAACAAAUACAAAUACAUCUGAUGGAAUUUAUGAAACAGGUCGUGCACUUUAUUUUAUAUUUGGUUUAAUUUUAUGUCGAAGACGUUCCUCAACACGUUGUUUAUUAGAACAAGCUUUACCUUAUUUAUUUAAUUUAAAAUCUAAUGAAUUUAUGCUUGAACCAAAUGUUUAUAGUACAAGUUUAAUUAUGAUUAUACUUUUGACACUUGAAUUCAAUCAAAAUAAUGAUCAAUUAGAAGAUUUAUUUCAUGUUAAAUCAUGGAAAGAAUUCAAUUCAAUCAAUAAAAUUAUACUAAAAUAUGAAGAUACAAGUGUUACUGAUGCUUAUCAUUCAUUAUUGAAUCAAACAUCUGAAGAACUUUUUUCAAAUGAAACACUUAAACCUGUGAAUUAUUUUUUUGGUUGGUUUCAAACAAUUCUUUGGAUGUUCAGUCGACAAGUUAAAUUAUUAAAACCAUUUGUUAAACCAAAAUUAAUUACUCAAUUAUCGGAAUAUUUACCAUUACAAUUUCCAAUUGAAAAAGUUCUUAGUAUAUUAGAAUUAUCAAAUAAUAUGGAACUUGAAUAUGCUUCAAUGGUAAUAACACGUGAUUUUAAUCGUUUACAAACAUUACAUAGACGAACAACGACAACAUUUAUACAUAACGAACAGAUUGUGAUAAAUGAUAUAGAUUUAAUAAUUACAGCAGCAAAAAAUAUAACAAAAAAUAUUUAUUCAAUACCAACAGAUCUUUAA